Messenger RNA from Exophiala aquamarina CBS 119918, 1176 nucleotides. RefSeq lists its product as uncharacterized. The transcript is spliced from 2 exons. NCBI's taxonomy places the organism in Eukaryota, Fungi, Ascomycota, Eurotiomycetes, Chaetothyriales, Herpotrichiellaceae. Gene Ontology annotation, biological process: actin filament depolymerization; barbed-end actin filament capping. The record is from RefSeq and is a predicted model, not a curated record. Gene Ontology annotation, molecular function: actin filament binding; actin monomer binding. The coding region runs from base 1 to 1176 and encodes 391 amino acids. Gene Ontology annotation, cellular component: cytoplasm; actin filament.
AUGCAGUCUGGGAUAUCAGCUUCCGCCGACCUGCACGACGCAUUCGCCUCCUUCGCCGCUGACAGCACCCUCUUCGCCUUCCCCGUGACCAUCUCCAGCGAAUCGUUGAGCUCCUUACCCGCCAUUCCAUUCCCCAAUUCCUCACCAUCGACAACACUCACCUCGUCGCUUUCCUCCCUCGAACCCAUCCUCUCGCCCACUGUUCCACUCUACCUAUUGCUACGCACCUCCCCCACGCCGACCGCGCAGCUCAUCGCAGCAACAUACAUCCCGUCACGCGCCCCCGUCCGCCAGAAAACCCUCUUCGCCUCGACCCGCGCCACGCUCGUGCGGGAACUCGGGUCCGAGAAAUUCGCCGACACGGUCUUUCUGACCGAGAAGGAGGAGGUGCUUGAUCCCAAGACCUGGGCGGACUCGGGAUACACAAGUGGAGGUCCCUCAGGUGGGAGCGGCGGCGGUCGUGACACCGCGCUCCUGAGCGUCGAGGAGCGCGAGCUGCAGGCCGUCAAGCGUGCCGAGGAGGAGGCCCGCCAUGGCACGGCGGGUCGGGAUUUGAUGAACGAGGGGGGCUCGGGCGCGGCGUUUGGCGGUGGUUCGAGGGAUGGGACGCCUUCUGCCGGCGCGGGAGGCCGCAGCGGUGUGAGCAUGAAGAUCUCAGAGGACGCGCGCCAGGGCCUCGCGGCCGCCAAAGCCGCUCAGGACCCAAGCGGCGACAGCGGCAGCGGUGUGCUCGUGCAGUUCGGAAUCGACAUCGCAAACGAGACGAUCACUCAAGUGGGCAGCCCGCAAAGCAAUAUUGCGGCCAGGGUCGUCCACGCCCGCAUCCCCGGAGAUCGGCCUAGUUACAGCCUCUACGUUCCCGGCGGUGUCCAAGGCGCGCUGUUCAUCUACGUGUGUCCCGGCACCAGCAAGGUCAAGGAACGCAUGCUGUACGCGAGCAGCGGGCGGUUCUUUGUGCAUUAUGCCAAGACAGAGUUUGGGGUUGAUGUCGUUAAGAGGCUGGAGGCGAGUGAGCCGGCGGAUCUGGAUGGGGAGAGGGUUCCGGAGGAGGUUGCGGCGUUGAGCGGUGGUGGUGCUGGCGGGAAUGGUGGUGGUGUAGAUAGUGCUCCAGGCAGUGGCACGGCGACACCUAGGGGUGAAGGGUUUGCCAGGCCGAAGAGGCCUGGGAAGCGGUAG